AUGGCACAGCGCCUCCCUGGCGGAGGAUUUAUCCUCUCACCACCCGCGUCUUCAAUAGCAUCGUCCAAUACAAAUGCCGUCCUCCCACAACCCCGCGACUCGCCUCUCCGACCAGGCGGCAGCAAAGAAGGCACCUUCAUCCGCUAUGUCGACCAGCAGCUCCUACACAUUCAACGCCGAUACGCGAAACGCACAACGCCAUCCUCCUCCAACCCUCUUGCAAAUGCCGAUCGCGAGAAGGCAGAUACUUGGGGCGAUGUGCGUGGCUACGCGUCAAUGAAAGAGGCGUGUAAAGAUUUCGAGGAGUUGAUGGGUGUCGUGUGGGUCAGUGGAACCCCGAGUUUGCAGGUGCCUUAUUUGAUCAACAUUGCGCUUUUGGUGCAAGGGGUUGUGCAAGGUAUGCCGCCGAGUCCGAGGACUCUGUUUAGAUUACUUGGGAAGCUGGACUUUGCGUUUGCGAGUCUUUUGCAAGGGAGAGAUGUUGAGAGUGGAGAGCGACUGCCUGGUUUCGUGGGGAGAGGUGUUAGUGGGACGGAGAAGGUGAGGAUACGGAGCUUGGUUGAAAGGACGAGGUUGGAUGUUAUGGAGGCUUUCAAGAAGGGAGAUUUUGAAGAUGAGCCGUAUGAGGAGACGGCGACGGAUAUUGAUACUGAUAUGGAAGGUCUGCUGGUGCUUGAGGGAGAUGAUCAUGAGCAGAGGACAGAAGAGGACGAAAGCUUCGAUAUGCAGAUUGCGAGGGUGUAUGAUCGCACUAUGGUGGAGCUUGGAGACAGUCUGGCCCAACCAGAUAUUGGAAUCAUCACCGAGGGGAGAGGUUGA
Messenger RNA from Ramularia collo-cygni, 819 nucleotides. RefSeq lists its product as uncharacterized. Gene Ontology annotation, cellular component: transcription factor TFIIH holo complex. The record is from RefSeq and is a predicted model, not a curated record. The transcript has a single exon. Bases 1 to 819 code for a protein of 272 amino acids. Lineage: Eukaryota; Fungi; Ascomycota; Dothideomycetes; Mycosphaerellales; Mycosphaerellaceae.